Molecule: messenger RNA, 519 nt
Organism: Penicillium waksmanii
Lineage: Eukaryota; Fungi; Ascomycota; Eurotiomycetes; Eurotiales; Aspergillaceae
Exons: 2
Coding region: 1-519 (172 amino acids)
Source: RefSeq, a predicted model, not a curated record
AUGACCUAUAACUAUCGAUUAGUUGGCCGCUUACUUCCCAUCGACGUUGACCACAAUAUUUUUUAUCAUCGGCCAGUAGUGGACGACCCCGAAUUACGGCGCAUCUCAUGCCACACAUCCCCUCCUCUGCCGACAACUAAACGAACCGAGUUCAGCGCCAGGGGAUGCACGAUCUACGGCUAUCCCUCCACUGGUGGGGUUCUCAUCAAAGAUGCGGAUCUUCUAGAUAUGAUCUUCCUAUCACUCCCCCGCUCUUAUGAGUUGCAGCGUUCUGCCGAUGUCGAUAAAGAAGAUAUAUUCUGUCAUCUCUUGCGACGGACUGGUGCUAAGUGGUGGUCGAGUAGGUGGGAUAAGGUAGAAGUGUUGCUAGGUGCGAGAGAGAUGACAGAGGAAGAAAAAAAAAAUGAUAGUGUUUGGUUGGCCGAUAGAUGGAGUAGAAGAUUUCGGGAGAAUGAGUUUAGCGAUGAAUAUGGAGGAGAAGAUACAGAUGAUGAGAGAGUAUGGCGCUACGUUUGUUGA